GCAACUGGGGUAAGGGCAAACAACGGCCAACUUGACAUUUUUAUUACGUCAAAAAUCUUGUUUACAAAUCGUAAAAAUAUUUAUUUUCUUUAAAAGUUGAUCUAAAUAACUAAAACUAUGAAGAUAAAAAAGCAACAUAAGAAGAAGAAAUAUCUUCACAAACUUAACCGUAAAAGAAUGCAUCUGAAACAGAAAAGCACUGGAACAAUCAAAUGUAAGGCGCUUAAGGAAGCCUGGAAUCACAGUAAAUCCACAUCACGUAACUUGCGAGAUAUGGGUCUGGCAAAUGAUCCUAACAAAGUUAUAAAAAUACCCAGUUUUAAAGAAGAGCAAUUGAAAGUGGCCAAAAAAAUUGUUAAUCCAGAUGCGCCAGCAGAAGAAAAAGUAGUUGCUAUAAAAUCUCGUAAGAAGGUUGUUGCCAAAAAAUUAGAAGAAGAAGCUACUGCUCCAAGAGAAAGGAGAUUUAUGUUGCCAAAAGGACAAGUGGAAUUUAUUACUUACUUGCUAGAUAAAUAUGGUCAUGAUUAUAAAGCAAUGGUUAAAGAUAAAAAGAACUAUAACCAAUACACAUGGAAACAAUUGAGGGCCAAGGUGAAAACUUUUAUGGGUAUUCCAUUACAAUAUGGUGAAUAUUUAAAAUCCAGAGGACUGUUAGACAAAGAAGAAAAUGAAGAAGAGCUUAAGGAACAAGCAAAAGCCUUAAUUAUGGAUGAUAGUGAUUGAAUUAAGCUAUGUUUUAUAUUAGAAAUAAGGAGGGAUAAAAAACUUUUUCUUUUUUAUGACAGAAUGAUUUUUUUAUCUGUUGACUGAUAAGAAUAAAAACAUUGACAAUGUUCUGACAAUUGAACAUUUUUAACUCUGUGUCACAUAUGCCCUCUGAGUAUUUGUUUCGAAAGGGUGGAAACAGCUGCCUGUUAUUAAACAUCUCAAUCAGUCUACACAGUCACAUGUUUCAUGGGCGCUCUGUCAAUUUCGUUUUUUAGAAUAAAUUAACAACUGUUCUUUGUGAACCUAUAAUGUACAAUGUAUUCAAUAAAAAUGUUA
Zerene cesonia (dogface butterfly) is the source of this 1044-nucleotide messenger RNA. Its product is annotated as nucleolar protein 16. Gene Ontology annotation, biological process: ribosomal large subunit biogenesis. NCBI's taxonomy places the organism in Eukaryota, Metazoa, Arthropoda, Insecta, Lepidoptera, Pieridae. Gene Ontology annotation, cellular component: nucleolus. The transcript has 3 exons. The coding region runs from base 118 to 723 and encodes 201 amino acids. The record is from RefSeq and is a predicted model, not a curated record.